GUGGCAGCGGUAGCGGCAGCGGCAGCGUCAACUGCGGGCUCGGGGCCACGACGCCCGCACACAUUUUCAAGCCUCAUUCCAUAAACAACUGUGAACGUGAACGGUAACGUUAUUGUACCACUGUGCGUGCGUUUUCUGCCUCCUUUAUUACACUAGUUCACAUACAUAAUACACAUAUAUACAUAUGUGUGUUGUAUGUGCAUAUAAUUUGUUGUUGUCGUGUAAAUUGUGACGAUAUUUAUUUUUUGUGUGCGAAUCUUUCUUUGUGAACGCGAAUUAUCUAUGCUUAUAUACGGUAUUUAUAUAUGUGAGCGUAUACGUGUGUGUGUGUGUGCGUGCCAUGUGAGGCACUUGCAGUGCAACAAGCAGAGUAACAACGAGCUGUUGUCAUAAUGCCAACAACACCAACAACAACAACAACAACAACAGCGACGACGAAAAAAUGAAAGGCAACAAACGACAAGAAAACUUCAAGCAACUAAAUAAAAUUUAGAUAAAACACAGAAAUCAAAAAAAAAAACGAAAACUAAAACCAAAAGCAAAACUGGCCAAGUCCACAACAACGAUAACAACAACGAUUUAGAGCGCGGUUCUCGAAGCAACAACAACAGCAACAACAACAGCAACAGAAACGCGAGCAACAAACGAAUUCGUAUUUAAUAUUUAUUUGUAUGCUAAUUUAUUUUACAAUAAUUUGGUAUUAACCCAAAAUCCAACACCAACAACAACGACGAAAACCAAUAAAACAACUGUGAAAGAUAAAACCAACAGCAGCAACAACAACAACAACAACAACAACAACAAUCGCUGUGUUGACAACACCAGCAACAACAACAACAACAACAGCAACAACGCAUGCGCAACGACUUUUCUGCGUCUCUUUCUCUUCCACUUUUGAUUGUCAUCUUCUUUCGCCUGGGAUAUAAAACAGCAAAAUCGAUCCCGCAGCUGAGAACUGACAGCGAGCAGGGAAGCAAAAAGGGAAUCGGGAAUCGGGAACUGGGAGUUUGGAGCUGGUUACAGGGCGCACCCACAUCCUGUCCAGGGAGGAGCAAAACUGUUGGCGUUGCAUUUGUUAUUCCUGUUUUCCAAGUCUUUUUUUUUUUUUUGUUGUGUCGUUCGUGACAUUUAUGUCGCCUGCAUUGGGCGAUCACACGGAGCAGUAAAGAGUGAGCCCAAGGAUUGGCGUUGCAGCCACAAGGGAUUGUUCUGCCGCCGCCAUGGCAACGAGAUCAACAACAACAACAACAGCGAGCGGCAUGCUGCUGGCGAUGGCGCUGACGUUAACGUUGACGUUGACUGCGCUGCAGAUGCAGCUGGCAAGCGUUGAGGCGCUGCCCAUCACAUCGCGCCCCAUCGAGGGCAACGCCCAGUUGCUGGCGUGGGAGGAGUGGCAACGCUUGACGCCCGAUCAACGCACCCUCGAAAAGGAGAAGAAGGUGACGGCGAAAUCGAUAUUCACGCUCCCAUUUCGCCACUGUCCGCCCGAUCACAAGCGCUUCGGCGAUCGUUGCAUACCCCAGAUCAACAUCGAUCCCACCGAUCUGAUCAAGCAGGAGCUGCUCAUCGAGUUGAGUCCCGGUGGCAGUGCGCCCAGCGUCAAUCUUGACUAUGACUACAGCGACAGCGAUGGCGAUGGCGACGAGGACAGCGACGAGCUGUUCAUCAAUGUCCCGCUCAUGCAGAAGGGACAAUUGCUGCCGCCGCUGCAACCAAAUGGCGCUGCCGAGGAUCAGGCGUUGCCCAGUGAAGAUGCGCCGCUUAAAUUCAACAUAUUCGAGAACAAGUAUCCCAUGACACUGGACACGGCAGCCAAGAGCACAGCGACGACAGCAACCACAACAUCAGUGACAACAACGGAGACAACAACAGCAGCAACUGCAACAGCAACAGCCACAGCCACAACGACAGCAGCCACUGUGCAACAGACGAGCAAUCGCAUUGCAACCCAGCUGGAUGAUCUGCUGGCUGACUCGAGUGUUGCUCUGCCCAGCACCACGACGUUGAGCAUCAGUCUGCCUCCCAGCAGCAGCAGCAACAUUGAUGAUUUUGGCAGCAUUGAGGCGAUUGUGGUGCCAGCGGGAUUGCCAGUGAAUGAGAAGGCCUCCAUACAGCUGGUGACCAAGGCGGAUGCACCAUCAACAGCAACAGCAACAGCAGCAGCAACAUCGGCAACAUCGUCAACAACAGCCAUGCUCAAUGCGGAUGCCGAUGAGCAACAACAGCAGCAGCAGCAGCAGCAACACAAUGAAAAGGAGCUGCAAAUGAAUGAGGAACGAGUGCAACCGAGUGAGGAUGAUGGCGAGGAGGCCUUGGCGCAGUUGCUGAAGGUCGACACCCUGCUGCCAGCAACAGCUUACGGCAGCAGCGUUGAUCUGUUGCCGCCGUUCAGUCAUCGUCGUGUUGCGCCGCUGCUGAGCGCCGAUUUGGACGAUGCCGAUGAAUCGGCGGCCACGGAUAUGGCACCAACUGCAGAUGCGACGCCCACAACAGCAGCAACAACAUCUGCGACAACAGCAACAGCAACAGCAAAAGGAGUGCUAGAUGCACAGGGCGAAAAUCGAGUUGUGUUGAAAAAAUCGAAAGUGCAACCGGUUCAGCUGAGCUCAACUGUCGCCACCACAACAACAACGACAACAACAACACCAACACCAACAACAGCAACAGCUACAACAAUAGCAACGCCAACAACAAUAGCAGAAUCAUCAUCAGCCACGACAACGACAACAACAGCGGCAGCAGAAGUCGAAGCAACAGCGACAGCAACAGCAACAACAACAUCAGACACAGCAGCAGUGACAACAACAACAACUGUUGCCGCUGCUGCUGCUGCUGCUGAUGAUGAUGAAGGCGAAGUUGCUGCCAUACAUCAAGAUGCCAAUGGCAAUGCGAAAGAUGAUGACCGGUUUUAUUAUCAGCAUUCAGACAGCACGACGAGCAGCUCAACAGCAACAGCAACAGCAACGAGCAGCAGCAGCAGCAGCAGCAACACUGUCGCUGAUGCUGUCGACUUGGAUGAACUGAACUAUAUGGCAGCCAGUGACAAUUUAAUGACAAAUACAAUUGGUGGGCAGGGCGACAGUGAGAAGGCGGCUGGCGAAAUGAAUUUCGAACAAGAAUUGAGCAUUAUAAAUGAGCUGGUUAAGGGCAAAUGGCGAUUAUCGCAGCUGCGACAACAGCAGCAACAGCAACAGCAACAGUUGUUAAACAGCAGCAGCAGCCGCAGCAGCACAACUACAGCAGCAACAACAACGAGUGUGGAAAGCACAGAAGUAACGAGCAGCACACCAGCAGCAACUACAGCAACAGCAGCAACAGAAAACACGACAUUUUGGUCAAAGUUAAUGCCAAUGCUGAGCCAGAGCUCAACGGAGGCAACAACAGCAGCAACAACCGAUGAGACAGCACAGACAAUACCAGCAACAGCAACGGCAACAGCAACAACAACUGCACAAAGCAGUGUUGCAGACACUUCAAUAGCAACAGCAACAACAGCGGCAACAACAACAGCAGCAACAACAACAACAGCAGCAGCAGCAACCACAUCACAUUUAAGUAUUAAUACAAAUCGUAGCAAUAGAAAUAGUAAAAUAAUUCGUAUAGAUAGCAUAGUCGAAAGCAGUACAACAACCACAACAACAACAACAACAACCACACCGACACCAACAGCAACACCAGCAACACCAACAGUAAGCGGCAACAGCAGCAAUACUGCAGCUUAUACACCAUUCUGGUGGCUGCCGAAUUUUGGCGUUCGUCUCGAUCGUCAGGUGGAUGAGAACGGCGAGGAUCGUUCGUUGUUGUUGCGCUUCUUUCGACCAUUUCGUGCUGGCAACACAGCAGAAGAUGCAACAAGAAUAACGACUUUGCCGUCGCGUCGCUAGAUGUGUUGCAGAUGCAGAUGCAGAUGCAGGUGUGACAGCAAAUAAGCUUUAUGCAUUUCUAGGGCAAUCUCUUAGCUGCUCUCGCCCAUGUCGAGAGUCGCUGGAGUUGAUCAGGCACAGUGGGCACCAAGGCACAGUGGGCAGUGGUCAGUGGUCAGUGUCGUUGACGUGUCGUGUCAUGUCGUGUCGUGUUGCCAUCUCGAAUGCCGUUAAUAAUGCCGGCGGCAACAACGUUUCAAUUUCAAUGUUGAAGUUUGUUUUAAUCAGUUGCAAAUGGCGUCUAUAAAAUGUUUCAACCCACCUCCAACGUCUCCCCCCUUUAAAACUCUCCCCCACACAAUUAAAUCAUAAUUAUUUAAUUAUAAUUUUAAACAUUCUCUCUGUGUAAUACUUUAUGUAAAUAUGUUUCUAUAUUUUUUUUUUUUUGCUCUGUCAACUCAAUUCCGUUUCAACAAUUAUUAUUAUUAUUAUUAUUAUUAUAAUUACAAAUAUAUAAAUAUAUAUGUAUUUUUUUUUGCGUCGUCGUGUUAUUCAGAUUGCUGCAUCUUUUAAGUUGUUGAUUUAAUUUUAAUAGUUUUUUUUUGUCAUGUGCGCUUUUUACGAGUACAAUAGUUUUAUAUGAUUGUGCUCAAGUGGGGCAUCGCCAACAACAACUGCUGGUUGCUGGCUGCUGUUGCUGUCGCUGUUGCUAUUGCCGCUGUUGCAUACCUUAGCAAUAUUUAAUUGUGAUUAUCUAAAGUUAUAACUAGUUUUUAGUCCCUCUCUCUCUCCACACAACCACGCACAAUUAUUAUGAUAUGAAUCUAUUUGCAAAUUGUGUUUACUUUCCCUUCCUCCCCUUUCCAAACAAACAAAAUAUUCUGUACACAUAAAUAUUUACUUUUUUUUUAAUGUAAAUCAUCAUUGUAGUUGUCUCUGUGUAAAUAUAUAUAUCAAAAAGAAAUAUCAAGGUGAAAAGGCCAUUUGUUGAUGAUCUUUUAAACGAAAGAAGAGCGAAAGAAGAAGAAGAGUCGCGCUGCUGCUCAAGAAACAUUUUCAAAGAUAUACGAGUAUAAAUAAUAAACAACACUAUUAUUAAGCGUAAUAUUUAUGCUAAACACACACACAUACAUAUACACACUUAUAUAUAUUAUUGUAAACUAAAUGUAAUGCAUGUAAAUAGUUGUAAACCUAAAUUUUUUUUGUUGGUGUCUUAAACAAACGAGAAACAAAAAUAUUUAAAAACAAAAACAAACAAACAAAAAAAAAAACGUAAAAAAUACAAUCGAAAAUAUGAAAAUAUACAAAACGAAAAACAAA
Molecule: messenger RNA, 5183 nt
Organism: Drosophila sulfurigaster albostrigata
Lineage: Eukaryota; Metazoa; Arthropoda; Insecta; Diptera; Drosophilidae
Product: protein folded gastrulation
Exons: 4
Coding region: 1221-3884 (887 amino acids)
Source: RefSeq, a predicted model, not a curated record